Lampris incognitus (smalleye Pacific opah) is the source of this 1145-nucleotide messenger RNA. It is a transcript of the gene tmem82, whose product is annotated as transmembrane protein 82. The transcript has 5 exons. Lineage: Eukaryota; Metazoa; Chordata; Actinopteri; Lampriformes; Lampridae. The record is from RefSeq and is a predicted model, not a curated record. The coding region runs from base 159 to 1130 and encodes 323 amino acids.
UAACCCAGUAGAAUUAAACAAAACGAAAGACCCUGGCAACAUUUUGUCUGGAUUUUGCAAUGACGUGAUUAACUUUGAGCCUUUUGUUUUCCGGUAUGAACGGGGGCCCAGUUUAAGCGUGAUUGCUGUUGCCUACUUUUUAAAUUACUCACAGUGCGAUGUUAUCCUUCAUUACCUCGCCUCUCUCUCAUUUACUGAAAUGGCUGCCUCUGGGUGCAAGUCCACUGGAUGGUUUACUUCAAGGGCUGGUGGGGGCGUGUGGGAUCUCGGUGCUGGGUAACCUGAUGAGAGUACACUUAUUUGUGGAGGCUGAGAGCGAUGAAAACGGUGGUAAACAGUGGACACCCGCACGCCGAAGCCAAGCUAAAACCGGAUUGGGUGGAGCGCUCUGGUUUUUUCUUGUGAUGGGGCUGCUGGCUGUGGUGGGCUCACGAGUGGCCUCCCUGGUGGUCCUAGAGUUUUGUCUUCGAGCGGCCUCUGCAUGGUUAACAGCUGGACCACAGCGAAGGAGAUUUGUGCAGCAGCUGCUAGUCCAGUGCCAGUUCUCUCUCGGCUGUGCCCUGAGCUGCAGUCUACACUUUCUCCAUGAAGGGGCGCCCCAGCGUUGGCUGUGCCUGCUCCUGGCAGCCGCACUCAGCGGGUUCCUGGCCUGGCAGGCCCGGCGCCUGCAGCACCACGUCGUGGUCCUGUACAAACUCCACAGCUCCCAGCGCUACUGUGGCGUCUGCAUCAGCCUCCUCUCUUCUGGGUGCCUCCUGCUACCGAUGCUCUGCAGGGUCCUGAUGCUAACGUUUACUGUGGCCGGGAUCGCAUCCAUAUCCAUCAUCAAUAAACACUUUCUCUCUGCAACAGAGGCCCUCAGGUUUUGGACACCACUGACUAUCUGCUAUACGUUGCUGGUGGUGUACAUGCAAGAGGAGCAGCAUCGACAGCCCACUGGCCAGGCGAUCUUAAACACAGUUGUGGUGCGUCUCGGUGGCCUGAUGGUCCUGAUGCUGACUGUUGGGCGAUGGGCAGACGUGCUGCACAUCUUUGUUUGCUUCCUGGGGGAGGCCAGCUGUCUAAUCCCUACCAUGGAUCUACUGGAUCUGCAUCCUCACAGGUCACUGAGUCAAAGCUCGCAGGGCUGAAAUAGCUGUUAUAAC